Messenger RNA from Heterocephalus glaber (naked mole-rat), 1959 nucleotides. RefSeq names its product tubulointerstitial nephritis antigen like 1 (gene Tinagl1). Gene Ontology annotation, molecular function: cysteine-type peptidase activity. Lineage: Eukaryota; Metazoa; Chordata; Mammalia; Rodentia; Bathyergidae. The record is from RefSeq and is a predicted model, not a curated record. Gene Ontology annotation, biological process: proteolysis.
CGUGCUCCUCACUUGACUUUGUGUCCGGCAAGCAGUCCCAGAGCCAGGAGGCGGAGGGCACCCUGGGCCCAGCCCACACCCCUCUUCAGGGGGUCUGAUGCCCACCACCUCUGACUGCUGACCUCCCUCGGGGCCCAGGAGGCACCAUGUGGCGCUGUCCAAUGGGGCUGCUGCUGUUGUUUCUGCUGGCUGGCCAGGUAGCCCUGGGUGCCCGGCAGGGUCGCUGGCGCCGGGAGCUGGCCCCAGGGCUGCACCUGCGUGGCAUCCGGGAUGCAGAAGGCUCAUACUGCCAGAAGCAGGACCUGUGCUGCCAUGGCCGCGUUGACGACUGCUCCCUGCCCUACCUGGGAGCCACCUGUUACUGUGAUCUCUUCUGCAACCGUACUGUCUCCGAUUGCUGCCCUGACUUCUGGGACUUCUGCCUCGGCGUGGCACCCCCUUUCCCCCCAGUCCAAGGAUGUAUGCACGGGGGUCGCAUCUACCCAGUCUUUGGGACGUACUGGGACAACUGUAACCGUUGCACCUGCCAGGAGAAAGGGCAGUGGGAGUGUGACCAGGAGCCAUGCCUAGUGGACCCAGACAUGAUCGCCGCCAUCAACCAGGGCAACUACGGGUGGCAGGCUGGGAACCACAGCGCCUUCUGGGGGAUGACACUGGACUCGGGCAUUCGCUACCGCCUGGGCACCAUCCGCCCAUCUUCCUCUGUCAUGAACAUGAAUGAGAUUUACACGGUGCUGGCCCCGGGGGAGGUGCUGCCCAAGGCCUUCGAGGCUUCUAAGAAGUGGCCCAACAUGAUCCAUGACCCACUUGACCAGGGCAACUGUGCAGGCUCCUGGGCCUUCUCCACAGCAGCUGUGGCAUCUGAUCGAGUCUCAAUCCACUCUAUGGGACACAUGACGCCCGUCCUGUCACCCCAGAACCUGCUGUCCUGUGACACCCACCACCAGCAGGGCUGUCAAGGCGGGCGCCUUGAUGGUGCCUGGUGGUUCCUGCGCCGUCGAGGGGUGGUAUCUGACCACUGCUAUCCAUUCUCUGGCCAUGAGCAGGCCGAGGCUGGCCCAGCAACCCCCUGCAUGAUGCACAGCCGGGCCAUGGGCCGGGGUAAGCGCCAGGCCACUCGUCGCUGCCCUAAUAGCCACGAUGAUGCUAAUGAAAUCUACCAGGUCACUCCUGCCUACCGCCUGGGUUCCGAUGAGAAGGAGAUCAUGAAGGAGCUGAUGGAGAAUGGUCCCGUCCAAGCACUCAUGGAGGUGUAUGAGGACUUCUUCCUGUACAAGAGCGGCAUCUACAGCCACACACUUGUGAGCAUGGGGAGGCCGGAGCAAUACCGGCGACAUGGGACCCACUCGGUCAAGAUCACAGGGUGGGGAGAGGAGAUGCUGCCUGAUGGAAGGACACUCAAAUACUGGACUGCGGCCAACUCGUGGGGCCCAUCCUGGGGUGAAAGGGGCUACUUCCGCAUCCUUCGAGGCAGCAACGAGUGUGACAUCGAGAGUUUCGUGCUGGGCGUCUGGGGCCGCGUGGGCAUGGAGGACAUGGGUCAUCGCUGACGUCUCGGGCACUAGGCCAAGCCAGGCCUGGCCCGGGGUCUUGGCAGACAGCAGCGGUAGAAGAGCCCCCAGGGGGCGCAGCGCUCAGGGGCCAGACAGAGCCUGGGGCGCAGGCGGCGCCGGCUCUAAUCCCACAGAUCGGCUGACACCGCACCGCGAGGGGCCUGCGAGUUGGGCCUGGGAGCAGGGCGGGCAAGGCCCAGAUUUCCCGAGAUGAUGCAGCAGAGCCUGCCCAGGGAGGAGGGGCCUGCAGAUUCCAGACCUCUGGCUCCCCAGCCAAAGACCACGGAAGCCAGGCACCCCCAAUCUCCAGGUCCACUCCCUCACCCCAUUCCUGUAUUCUUAUUCUUCAAAGAUAUUUAUUUUCCUUUUCACUGUUUAAAAUAAAACCAAAGUAUUGAUAACUACA